Temnothorax curvispinosus is the source of this 1667-nucleotide messenger RNA. RefSeq lists its product as uncharacterized. The record is from RefSeq and is a predicted model, not a curated record. Lineage: Eukaryota; Metazoa; Arthropoda; Insecta; Hymenoptera; Formicidae. Bases 49 to 1638 code for a protein of 529 amino acids. The transcript has a single exon.
UCAGCAGCUACCUUAUUGCAAACAAAAUCUAAUCCAAAUGUGAAAAGUAUGAAAAGUUUUAAGAACACAAAUGGUUUUUAUGUAUAUUUUGGCAUACAAGAAGGAUUAAAAGCGAUAAUCACUGAUGAAUACACGGAGAGCACUAUUAGCUUAUUAUUUAAUAUUGAUGGCCUCCCAUUAUAUCACGGUUCAAGCGAACAAUUUUGGAUUAACUCGGGGCUUGUUCUACACAAUCAAUACGAGUGUCAACCAUUUAUUGUUGCUGCAUAUAGCGGAAAUUCGAAGCCACAAAGUGUAGAUGAAUUUUUACAGGAUUUUGUCACUGAAGCAAGUUAUUUAGUUCAAAAUGUUGCAACUAUUGGCCAAAGAGAAUUCAAGGUAGAAAUUAUUGGAUUUUCUUGCGAUACACCCGCAAGAUCGUUUAUUAAAAAGUGUAAAGGCCAUGGUGGCUUUUAUGCUUGUGAGCGAUGUGAAACAAGAGGCAUAACCAAACAUAAGAGAAGAGUUUAUCCCAGCAUGAAUUCUAAACAGCGGACUGACGAUUCCUUCAGAAGACAGCGACAAAAGGAGCAUCAUUUAGAAGGCAGAUCACCAUUGCUGGAUAUAACACAUUUUGACCCUGUCAGAUCAGUAUUUUUGGAUUCCAUGCAUUUAUUUUAUUUGGGAAAUAUGAAGUGGAUUUUGGAACAAUUGCUUGGAAUAAAUAAGAAAAUCAAUCGCAAAUGCAAACUUCAUACUCGCGAUGUAAAACUAUUAAAUUCCAAUUUAAAAAUAUUGUUGAGAUAUGUACCUAAAGAGUUCCAAAGAAAAACACUGGACUUAGACGAAUUGAGUCAUUGGAAAGCAACGCAGUAUCGUUUUUUUUUACAUUACUGUGGGGCCCUGGCGUUACGUAAUGUUCUAUCUAAAAAUAUGUUUCGACACUUUCUUCUCCUUGUAGUUGCAUGUAGAAUUCUUUGUAACCCAGAUUUAUGCUUAAAACAUACCAAUUAUGCCAAAGAAUUGUUAAGAAAAUUCGUUGAGCUUCUUCCGUCAUUUUACGGUCCAUAUUCACAAGUUAUAAACAACCAUAACUUAAUUCACGUAGCAGAUGACGUGGAGUUCACGAAAUUGUCUCUGUCCGAGAUUUCCGCAUUCCCCUUUGAAAACAAGCUUGGUAAAAUUAAACGAAAAAUUCGAGGAAAGAAAAAACCUGUGGCACAGUUAGUUAGAAGAGAAUCCGAAGAAAGAGCAUGCCCAAUAAUAAUGAAGAAGAACGCUAUUCACAGAAAAAGAGAUGUCAUAGUUAAUCCUGAUAUUCCAGAUGAAUAUGCAGUUGAUCUAGAGAGUAUUAUUCUACAUGGAGUAGAAAUAAAUACGUCAAAGCCCAACAGCAUUGUACAAUUGGAUUCCAAUGAGAUACUUAGAAUUACAAAGAUGAAAAGAGAAGGGCAGAAUAUUUUUGUGCAUGGUUUUGGAUUCAAAACAGUCAUGGAUGUAUUCAAAUUUCCGUGUGAAUCAACAAAAGUAGGAAUCAUGAAACUCGGCCGAUUGUCUCGAAAAGAAAAAAUUGUCUCUCUAAAAAAUAUCCGAAAGAAAUGUGUUCUUUUUGAAAAUGAUAGCAAUACUUUCGCAGUCACAUUUCUUCAUAAUACGUAAACUUAUUUCUUUCAGGUAAAAAUUUAUAA